Messenger RNA from Macrobrachium nipponense, 10126 nucleotides. It is a transcript of the gene Frmd5, whose product is annotated as FERM domain-containing protein 5-like. Lineage: Eukaryota; Metazoa; Arthropoda; Malacostraca; Decapoda; Palaemonidae. Gene Ontology annotation, cellular component: cytoskeleton. Bases 562 to 2544 code for a protein of 660 amino acids. The transcript is spliced from 14 exons. The record is from RefSeq and is a predicted model, not a curated record. Gene Ontology annotation, molecular function: cytoskeletal protein binding.
GUUUCCGUUCUUGAUCAUUUCUGCAAACGUUAAAUGCGCGUGUUUUGCAAUGUCAUUCACCCCCGGAAUGUAUACUCGUUAUUUUAUCCAUUUUAUUUUGUAAAAAAUGACGAGACGUUAUAUCUAACAGUGACUUGCCCAUUCAACUAUGCAAUUGAUUAUUUUCCGCCGAUUGUUAUUGUUUAGCCCAAAGACCACGAGAGUAAUUCAAACCCUUUAGAAAGACAGCUCACAUUUUGGACGGUGAAUGCCGUUGAUAUAUCACGUUUUUAAGUUAAUUUAUCACAUGAUUAUGAAAUACAGAGUAUUAUGAUAAUAACGGAGAGCCGAAACAUCGAAAUAAUGAAAUAUUUGGGCGUCGGCGGGGUGUGUGAAGUGUGUGGUGAUGGUCUGCUGAGAGAUAGAAAGAGAGAGAGAGAGGGAGGGAGAGAGAAAGAUAGAAAGAGAGAGAGCGCGAGUGAGAGAGAGAGCAAGAGAGCGACAGUGGCGAGUGAGUGUGUGUCAGCUGUCAUGACGCCAGGUUGACCCCUUAAUCGGCCUUUUUUGGAGGACCUCACAAAUAUGCUUAAGCUAAACAAGAAGGACCACGGCCGAGACUACAAGUGCACGAUACGUCUCCUGGACGACAACGAGGUCCUCGAGUGUGAAUUUCAGAGCUAUCACAAGGGCCGAGUUCUACUGGAUUUCGUCUUCAGUAAACUGAAUCUCGUGGAAACAGACUAUUUUGCUCUACGUUAUGUUGACCAGAACAAGCAGCGACAUUGGUUAGAUCCGAACAAGAAUAUUUUAAGACAGAUAAAGAAUUUGUCUCCGAUCCUCUUUUGUUUUCGAGUGAAGUUUUAUCCUGCUGACCCACUGCGAUUACAGGAGGAAAUCACCAGGUAUCAGUUGUUUCUUCAGUUGAGGAGAGACCUCCUUCAUGGAAGGUUGUACUGCUCGCAAAGUGAUGCUGCACAAUUGGCUGCCUAUAUCGUUCAAGCUGAAAUUGGUGAUUAUGAUCCUACAAAGCACUUCGGAAACUACAUCAACGAUUUUAGAAUAUUACUCAAGCAGACGUCAAAAAUUGAGGAAAAGAUAAUGGAGAUCCAUCCCACAUUGAAAAACCAUUCUCCGUUGAUGGCUGAAACCUGCUUUUUGAAGAAGGCCUCUAUAUUGGACACUUAUGGUGUUGAUCCACAUCCUGUGAAAGAGAUUGAUACAGACCACAGAGGAAGCCAGCUGUAUUUAGGUCUAAAUCACACUGGGGUGCUAACCUUUCAAGGCUCACGUAAAACUCACCACUUUCGAUGGGCCGACGUACAAAAGUUGAAUUACGAGGGGAAGAUGUUCAUCGUCCAUCUGAUGUUUGCAGAGGAUGCAAGAACAAAGAAAAAACACACUGUGGGAUUUAAGUGUCCAACAGCAUCUGCCUGCAGACAUUUGUGGAGAUGCGCUGUAGAGCAGAGGCUCUUUUAUACGUUAGAGAAUUCAAAUAAACAAGGUGUUGUAGUAACUGGAGGAUCGUUCUUUUCACGAGGCUCUCGUUUUCGUUAUGCCGGACGGUGUGAAAAGGAAGUAGUGGAGGAGAGCUCAGGGAUACUGAGAGAACCUCCCACAGUGAAUCGUGUGUCCCUCAGGAAUAUUGGCAGAUCAACAUCACUUCCAACUACACCAGCAGAUUCUGAUAAUUAUGAUGCUGUGAUGAGCCGUGUUCACAGGCCACUACCUUACAUUGAUCGAAGCAGUAGUUUAGAUGAGGAUGUGCUGUGUGGAGCUGAUACAGGAUCCCAGGAUUUAACAGAAGGACUUAAUCAUGUCAAUGGUGGAUGCGGAGGUCCUGGUGCUGCUUACUGUCCUGAGUCUACGUUACCACCGCUGUCACUCCUAGAGCCACUGUUAGAAGCACAGGAGAAUAAGUCUCGUUCAUCUUCCAUCCUUGAUUCCAGCUUUGUCGACGCUGAGAGUAGUCUUGAACCAGGCUUGGAGGCUAAAGGGAAACAGGAAGAAGAAGAACGAAAGGAUUUAGAGAAAGAAGUUAAAGAGACCAAUUUGGAACCAAAAGUAAAUGGGGAAGAAGCUUUGCUUCAGCAGCAACUCUUCCAUGAUUACAGUGACAGAGGUGGUCACAUGAGUGAAUUUGGUGAUACAUCAUCAACAGAAACCUUGGGUCAUCCCCACAAUAUCAUGGGUGACCCAAGAUUAUUAUUAUCAGACAGAGAUGAUAAACAUUCCAUUAGUUCAACGGCAACCCUUAUUGCUCCUACUGUCAGGGAAGCAAUAAGAAUUCCACCACUCUCUCUACCUCAAGAUUUAACCCGGGGAGGAGCUCAGAGAUUGCUUAGAGGGCGGUUAACGAAACAUAACGUUAAGACAUUUCUUAGGGUUUUUCUGGUGGCUUUUAUCUUUGUAGUUUUUGUCCUAACUUGCUCAGUGAUUUUAGUCUUUGAAAGUGAAGGAGGAUUACUUCAGGGAUUUGCAUCGACAAGAGAAAUGAUGCUUCUGAGAAUUCAGUAUUAUCAACCCAUUAAGGAACUUUUUAGAAGAUGGUUGGGUAUUAAAUCUUGAAUUAUUUUCAUAAUAUGACUCAUUCUUCCAGGUUAACCAGUUGGUGAUUUAUGCCAUGAUCAAAUCACGGUCAUGUCUGUACAUAACUUUUAUGAGAUUUGAUGAUUUAUAUUUUGUGCUAUUAAUUCGUAAAUAAUUUGCUGGUGGAAGUACUGUUUUUCUAAACAGAUUUGUUGAAUAUGGUUUUGUUGUGUGUCCACAAUGUUGUAAAUAUAUUCCUGCAACUUUUUAUUGCUAACUAUCAACGAUUGGAAAUAUUUCUUUGAAACCGUUUUCAACUGUUCAUGUACUGUUGUGAAAAUUAUAUCAUUCAUAAGAGUAAUGAAUGCUGUCAAGUUACAUUCAUGAGAACAAAACUUGCAUUAGCUAAAAAGUGAUAUAGGAGAGACUUGUAUGCUUAAGCUUAUGUGUAAGCAUAGAUUGCAAUUACGUAUAAGUGCAUGCUUUUGUUUUCUUUGCUCAAAUCUGAAGAAACUGAUGUUGUAGUAGGGUAGACUUUAGGAAUGGUGACACCAGUGCUGUAAAGAUUUCAUUGUGACAAUGCAGCAGAUAUAAUUGGAAACAGCAUCAUGGCAAAUUUUUUGUUUACUUCCAAGAUGGCAAUUAUACAUUCAUUCUGAGCAUUCUGUGCUGAAAUUCCCUUUAGGUACUUUUCAUCUUCAUGGGUGCUGGGAGUUUUACUGAAUUGAAUCCUAUUUCUUACGGUCUUCAUCAGCCUGUGUAGUACAAUAUCAAAUCUUAUUUUUAGUACUUCAUGAAUGUUAACAGCUUUUUUGUAUACUCAUAACAAGUACAAUUUUAUUGUUCUCAUACACACAUCUUAAAAUGCUGUACUGUUUUCUUUAGGCAAUUUUAAGUGAGAAAUAUCUGAACUAAAUGACAACAUAUCAACUUCUCUUUCCCCAAAAAGCUAAAACUUUUUUCACAUUCCAUUGACUCAGGCAUUGUACAUUUUUUCUAGGCCUUAGCCCCAUGUGAAAAUAGAUUGCAGUUUUGUGUGGUACAUAUUCCUCAAGCAAUAACAUUACUUCUAUGAUAUUCGUUAUAGCUAUGGAUAAGUAUUAUUAUCUAAAAUUUUGCAAAUUAAUCUCCAUCUGCUUCAACAUCCGGUCUUGUUGUUUGCAUCUGAUGGUGGUACUGAUUAGAAACUGGAUUCUCAAAAUCUUCCAGUGUUAAUUCUAGGUCAGAAUGUUUUGUUAAACUUGAUGAGAUCCCUGUAAUCGUUCCAUAGUAUGCUGCUGAUUCCUGGUGGUGUUCAUGACACCUCAGGAUGGAUUAAGUAGGACAUGUAACUUUAUGAAUUAGGUUGGGCUUGACACCCUAGGUUAAGAUUGAUAAGCUAGCAUGUAACAGCUCCCUAAGAGUAAGAGAAGUACCAUUAAAAAGUGGACAUGGUAAGGAAAGCACUUGCCAAGUUUUACCAAAUAUUCUGAUGCAUUAUGAAUUUGGAGAGUUGCUGGAUAAACCUUUACUUUCAUAUUAAUAGAACAGGGUUACUUUAGAAUCUUAAUUCUUUACAUCAGUAGUCUCUUUUACAGUAGUGCUUUGAUGCUAGUUAUGUAAUAAGACUUUAGUACCUUUUUUCUUUUAAUUUAUAUGAGUAGGCCAUUUUAGUUAGAACUACCAAUGCUAUGCAAUUAGAUGUGAGAAUGUAUUUUUACUGAGAACAAUAAUUUAGAUCAAAGAUUUCCCAUAGGUUUUGAGAAUCUAGUCUAGUAUUAGAAUAAUACAGAUCCCAUCUUAUGUAUAGUGACCAAAAUGUCCAUGGAAUUUAAAACACUAAAUAUGUAUCACCAUAAAUUUUUGGCAGUUUAGGUAAAAGUCCCGAAACAUUUGCCUUAUUCUUUUCGUUGGGUAAUUAUUAGGAUAUACAUACAGUAAUUCAUGAAAGACUGGCUCCUCUCCUUGUAAAUGUGGGUCAGUUAAUGUUUAUCAUUCCCAAUAAUAAAGAGUUGAAACUUUACAAAGACUGCCAGGAGGGAAGAACAUGAAAUGUGCAGAAUUUAGCCCUUUCUCACUAAUAUGCAAAGGUAGCUAUGGGAAGAUUGAAAUCGUCCUUAUUCAUAGCUCAUAAUUUCAUAGAAAAGGUGAGGAUGGAUUUGUGAUGGUUAUGAGUGUUCUUUAUUAGUUAUUCUUGUCAUAUGGUAAAAUUAAGUUAAUUUAAUCAUGUGAACCAACCUAUGAGAAUACAUAGAGGAAUAAUUCUUUUAAUGUUUGUUGCCUGUGCCUUGCCUUGUUAGUGGGUUUAGCUGAGUUUGGAUUGAAGUUGCAUUGAAAAAUCUAGUCAACUAGUGCUGUGCUUCCAGGGAUGAAGUUCUCACCUGUUCCCAGCAGUUGGUCCUGAGGGGUCAGAGAAGACUGUGGUGUUGGUGAAGAGAGGUUAAGGAGGUGCACAGAGAGACGUGUUAGAUGCCAUAGGCUGCAUGCACACCAUAAGCAGUAAUGCUUGAUGGAGCUAUAGUCGAGAUCAUUUUACGCAACUCUGUAUUUCUUGAAAUGAUCUGCACAUUUCACAUGAAGAGAACUGCCCAAAACUGUAGCGUCCUUCCUAUUUUAUAUGCAUACCUAUGCAAUUUCAUAAAUUCGAGUAAACUUAAGUUUGCUUGAAGUGAUCCCUAAAGUAUUCCUUUUCGAGAAUCUAAUCUUAGGCUUUCAUUCAAAUCACAACUAGGAAUAUUUUCAUCUGGAAGAAAACAACCUCUAAAAGUAAAACUAACAGUGCCCAAUGAUUAUUGAUACAAACCUGAGAUGAACUUAUUGUGAUCAGCUAUUAAUAUUGCCUUCUGUAAGUGGAACCCAUAAUCUAGAACAAGCUUUUCUUCUACAUCAAUAAAACCUCCUUUCUAAAAAUCUCACAGACAGUAUUACUAUUGAUCCGUCCAUGUAUAUAUGUACUAAGAAGCCUUGUGAAAAUGCACAAUUUCUAAUCCAAGAGCACUCUUAUAAAAGGCAUGAAAAUUUCCUGAACAUCUAACAGAGUUCAUCAACACCUUCUCCAGCUGUAAUGUAACUGAUGUUUAUAGCUAGCAGGAUAGAGAACAUUAACAUAAAGAAGUGCUUCUGAUUGUUUGGAUCCUGGCAGUUACUUGCUAUCAUUGAAAUAAUGAAGGUCAAAUCUUUGAGACUGUUACAGUAUUGAUCGUCUGUUCCUUACAUUCAGCGUUGAGACAACAUUUCACUUAGCUGAUCAUAGUUAUCAUUAAUUAAUUUUCUUGUUUUCCAUAAUCUUAGUACUUUAUACAGAGCACUGAAAAUAAGCAUGUUCAAAAGGUUCUGUUUGAAGACUUGUGCUUUAUUGCAGGGCAGACAGAAUUGAUUUGCUGUUAUAGUGUUAGAAUUUUGACCAUAUGAUCAGAUAGACAAUUAGUAAUUCUUAACUAAAUAAUGUGGAAUGGCAUUUCAGUAUAGUACUGUAUAAUAAAGUUUUAGACUGGCCAGCAAACUUGCCAAAAAUCACCCAAGGUUAAAUUUUUUUCUAAGCUUGAGAUAUAAUUCACGGCUGAGCCCAGAAAUAGAUUUUUCCUACGUCAAAAUCCCUUUUAUAUACCUAUCUGAUAGAAAUAGGAUGCUUUUAAUUCCAUCAUAAUGAUUCUUAUUUGAUAAAAAUAUGCAGUGCUUUUUAUUUCAUGGACGCUGGUACAUCCACUGUCUUUUGAACUGAAAAAGGAUGUUCUCAUACCACAAUUCAUUUCACUGGCACUAGGACACAUCCAGAACGUGAAAGGCAGAUUCUACUGUUGUAAGAAAAAAGAUAAGAGGCCAGCUCUGAGGGUACUAGAAUUUCAAUAAUUGGUCUGGAUAAAUUUUUUUUAAACAGAGAAACAAAUGGAGGUUGGAGGUAGUUAGUGAGAGAAACAGAUGGAGAUUUUAGACAAUAGUACAUAUAAGUUACUAUGGUGUUAGUAUCGAAAGCUAUCUGUACUUUGCUUGAGUGGGUAAUAUUAUGUUAAUGGUUGUAAUAGCUGUAAAAUCACAGUAUUGUGUACAGGGGGCCGAGGCUUAUUCUGUAUUAGGCAUUGUAGGCCUUAGGUGUACAAUAUAUUCUCUAUUAAUUGAGAAUGGACCAGAGUAGAUCACAGUGGCCAUGCCGUUGAACUUUCUUUUUUGGCCGAUGAGUUUAUUCAGAAUAGGUCUGCAACUUGAGCAAAUUUAAGGGGAAUAGAAUCUGUAAAUGGUAAUGUUUGACAUAAAGGACUACUAUAAUUGUAAUAAUGUCACAUCAUAAAGCCAUUGAUAUUAUGAACCAAGAUUUUAUAUUGUAAGGAAGGGUACUUUAUACAAAGCUUGCACACUUCAUAGGAAAUUUCAGUGUUUCUUGAGAAAAAAGUAUGUUGCAAAUAUCCAGUUCAUCAAAGCACUUAAAAUUUAUCUAAGUUGAAUGUUAUAAUUGCAGUACUCUGUGCCCUUAGAUCUGUUCAAGAUGCAGAUUUCAUACGCUGCUGUUAUUAUUUUCUGAAUGAUUUAUCUCGCUACAUAUUGUGAAACUGUAUAUUUUUAUGACCGGUGUACAUUUGCAAUACUGCCAAAGAUGUUAUACAAUUGUGAUAACUUGAUAGCUUUGUAUGCUUCACUUUCUCCUUUCUCUGAAAAUCUUGUAUGCAUUUGCUUAGGGUUUUAGUGUUUGGUUAACAUUAGAGGUAAAUGUAUGGGAUUUUGCAACAUAUCCUCGAGCUCUCCUUAAAUAAUGUUCCAUAACAGGUAAGUGCAGGUAUUUUUAUAUAUACAUGCAUCUCGCUAGAUUUGAAAAUAAUUUUGCCAUUCUAGUGAGGUAAAGUGCAAUACUUUAACAAUGUAUUGAUGACAUGGUUAUGAUAAAGAACUAAAGAUUUUAAAUAUAUUUUGAAAAGGAAUCUCAAAAAUUACAGAAAAAACAAGCAUAUCAACAGGUGCAGUAUCAUUGUUUUGCUUAUUCUUUAAAGUAAGAGCAGUGUGAGGCUUUGCUGAGGAGACCUUAUUAACUUAAAAGAUUAGGCUACAAAUUCAGUAUUAAGUUUCAUUUGGGCCAAUCCUGCAUCUCUUUCUCUAUCUGACUUCAUGGUCAACCUACACAUGAUAUAAAGGAGUUUGUAUUAACUGUAGAGCUUUUUAAUGUACCUCACAGUGAAUUAAUCUUGCUGUAAUUUACAUAUAUAAAAUUUUUAUUCUUCUAAGUAAAUAUGUAAUGGUAAAGAUAACCACUUCAGAUGUUGAAGGUUGGAGGCUAUGUACCAUAAAUUUGUAACUACAAUAAUCUGUAAGCAGGGUUGGUCUGCAUUUAAAAAAUAAUAACAGGGAAUCCUUCAUGAAUUUAUUUGAUAAGUGUAAUGUUAUUACUUAAGAGAGUUAACAACCAAAGACCUUCAGAAAGAGAUACUGCAUAAACUUAAAGAAGUUAGUUUUUGUUCAAUAGCACUUGCAGCUUUGUGUGUGCUAUGCAAUUCAAAAUACCUUAUGGGUCGGUUUUAUGAAUGAUUACCAACUGACUCAUAAGCUGAAAUGUGUUCCUAAUUUGUGUUCAUGCACAAUAUGAUCUAAGGUAUUACAUUCAUAUGUGACUCGAUCUUGAUCAUGUCUCAAGUCCUUGAAUGCCGAAAGACUUUGGACUAAGUACGUAUUCGAUGUGGAUCAUAUUCAUGAUUUCAGCCAUUGAAUAAAGAUGCCUAAAAGUUGGGUUGUAACAUGCUACUUUAGCUUUCUAAAUACUGAGGUUUUGUAAUGUUGGUGUUGGCUUGUCUUUAUAUUCUUUAUGACAAAGACUGGUUUUGCUCUGAUGCUCGUAGGUGGCUUCAAAUAUUGAUUCCCUUUAAAAUAAUCUAGAGACCAAAUGUAUAUUUCUUUACAAGAAAUAGGUACUACUCAUUCUCUUUGUACCUUUUCAUUUUAUUGUGAUUAGUGCUAUGGAUCAUAGUACAUGGUAAUACAUAUGAUGUGCAGUAUUAACAUCUGACAUAAUUUAGCUUUCUCAAGAUGAACUGGUAGUUUAGAGUAAGAGGCUUAUACAAUAUGCAAUACUUUUGUAUCAUUUAGUAUUGGGGAAAUUGUACCUGCACAGUCAGAGUGAAAAUUCUGUAAAUGCAUAUUGCAAUAUCUAAUCUAAUUUUAUGUAAUUACUUUUACUUGUCAGUUUCAUAGGUUGCAUGUAAAUAGGUGUAAAUGAAAAAGGUUAUCAACCUGCUUUUAUGGUUAACAUAUCUUUCUUUGGUCUUUGUUUAGUUUUCUGUAGUAAAUUUUAACAAGAAUGCCUGUUUUUGCAAUAGGCAUUAUGAGAGUUUCUUCUGUGACUGUGCAUAAUGUAGCACACUUGAGAAAGUUCAUGUACUGUACUCUGUUUAUAGAGAAAAAGACGAAAGUUAAAGAACAAUGAUUUGACUGAUAUAAGAAGCUGAAAUUUAUGCAUAUCCCUGUUUUAAGAAAUUUGUGUAAAACACUAACCUUCCUUUUUAGCUUUGAACAGUUCAGCUAAUUCAGAUUGUUGAUUAUACAUAAAUGCAUGCAUUAAAGCAACCAACAACGGAUUCAGUGUUAUUCUAGCAUUUUUAAUUGGUUUUUGGUUGCUCUGAUAAUAUGCAGGUACAGUAUAUAUUAUAUACACAAAUUCAUUAUGUAUGUAUACUCACAACAUUCUUUAUAUAUGUACAUGCUAAUCACUGUAGUAACUACAUACACAGUGCAUAUUUACAUUAUAUGUCAUAUCUUAAGGUGCAAAUUCAUUUAUGUCAACUCAGUUUAACAUAAGAUAAUGAAUUUAAUGAACGAUUUAUUUCUUGUGUUGCUUGUUUGCAAAAUUUACGAAGAAACAUUUGAAAUUGGUUAGGUGUACAGCAUUUUCCCAUUUUCAUUCCUUUUUCUAAAAUUAUGCUUUGACUUUCAGCUCUCUCAGCUUUCAGUCCUAAAAAUUAGGUACAUUACUAUACUUCCCAGGUUCUAAAUUUUAUCCAUUACAGUAGUUGGUGGCAUUUUGAAACCUCAUUUUGUCAUGAGAAGCAUUUGCUUUUUAUAUGCAAUGGUAUGUCAUACACACUACGUAUACAUAUAUGUUUAUGUCUGUACGUUUAGAUAUGUAAAUACUUUACAUACAUACAGUACAUGAAUAUACAUACAUACAUACACAAACUUGUAUACAGUACAUACUUGUAACAUACAUAAUCAUAAAUUUUUAUAUGAGUGUGUUCAUUAUUAAUCUAUACAAGUAUUGUAUUUCAUCUGGAGUUUUCUUUACGAUUCUUACAAAUUAUGUGUCGCAGUAACAUAUACUUCGGUAGUAAGUGAUAUCAUAUAAGGAAAUGUUUUCUUAUAAUUUAUCCAUACAUUUCAGUGUUAUUUUAGCUGUUUAUGCACAAAAUAAGUGUAGGUGAUGUUUUAUUCAAGAGAUGGACAAUACUAAGUGCUAUUUGUAUGCAAUUCUUACAGACACUGAAUCCUUGCUGUGAAAAUUCAUGACCAAAUGCAUUGGACUCUGCCAAAUAUUGUAAACUUAUAAAGUGUAAUUAUACAUCAUAUUUAGGUAAUAUUAGAUUUCAUAUGACUUGUACAUUAUUCAUUCUGAAUAAAAAAUUUUUUAACAUGAUCUAAUGCCAAUACAUAAAAGAAAGUAAAUUUCUUU